AAUAUUCUUCCACCCGAAACAAAUUUUUUUUUUUUGGGAAAACGAAGCCUUUCUCAAGAACGAACCCACCUAGGGCUUGCUUUUGUUUCUGUGUUUGCUGUGAUUUUUCUUCGAUCUAUAAUCUUCGUUUUUACUCCUCAGCUUUUCGGAUUUCUUAGAAGCUCUUUCGCGUCCAGAUUUUACUGCUGGGCAAGUUGGUGAUUGAGACAGGACAUCGUAUCAAACAAUUUUAUGAUCUUAAAUGGUGGAUAGAGGAUCUUGAAGGAAUGUCUGACUUGUGUAUGUAUAAGCUCAAGGAUAAUCUUUGGAAAGAUUUCACUGAGAUUGAUGAUUAUAUAGUGCCUCAUGUUGGUGAUGAACUUUGGGAUCUAUUUGAAGUACGGAACGAUACUCUUGAGAAUUCUAAUCGCCGAGUUGGCUUUAUGAGCAGUGCUUACAGUGCAUCUAAGUUCAGUUUUCUUGGUAAGGAGAAAGUAAAAACACAAACAUCAAUCAUGAAGAAUACAGUGCUGGAAAAAGAUUCAUGGUCUCAUACACCUGAUGGUGCUCCUUCUUCAUUAAACAGUGAUACAAUCAAAGAUAUGAAAAUGGAAUCAAGCAGUCUUAGUAUGUCAAACCACUGCUUUAAAACGGACGUGGGUACAGAUCUUGAUUACUGCACUGAUGAUCAUAUUGUAACUGAUAAUAGCGCUGCAGACGAGAAUGACAUGUAUCAAUAUUCAGUCAGUCAUAUGUCCCAAACAGAUAAUGAUAUUAGUUUUCUGGACGAUGAUCGUGAAAACAACGAAAAUAACGAUCUUCUGUAUUAUGGGUGGCAAGAUAUUGGAAGUUUUGAGGAUGUUGAUAGGAUGUUUAGAAAUUGUGAUUCGACAUUUGGGCUUGGGAAUCUAAACAACGAAGAUGAUCUACGCUGGUUUUCCCCAUCCCAUGGCUCGGAAAAACAUGAAGAUCCAUCAAAGUCAAACUUUAAGUUUUCAUGCUGUGAAGGAAGUACAAUAAUUGAUGCAUCUGAAUUUAACGAAGAGUCUAAUCCCGUGAAUUCCGAACCUUCACCUGAUGGUCUGAACAGAAAUAAUAUUUUAAAUGGAUGCAAGGUGAAUGAUGGGACUACAGAUCUUGGCGACUCUGUUGCUAUUAGUCACUUGUCAGCUGCUGACAUGUCAGAUAUGAAAAGCAAUUCUAGAGGUGACUUGAUACCUAGAACACAGGAAUCAUCUUAUGCUUCUGAUCAACUACAGUCUAUGCAUAGCUCUCAUUAUCCUUCCUUUGAUGCUCCAACAACUGCAGCAAAUGAAAAUAGAGAAAAAGUGUACCACCAGGAUUUACCAGCCUCAUUCAACAAGAAUUUCACUUUUAUGUCUGCACCAAGUUCGGAAACAUUCAAUGCUUCGUUUCCAGUUAGAAAGCAGGCUCCAAGGUCUGAAAGUGAAAUUGAUGACGGUCACAGUGAAACUGGAGUAGUUAGCAGAGGAACUAGAGCAGAAUUAGAUUCUUCAAAUGCCCAGGAUAAGUCUUGCAGGGGCGGCACGAUGCUGGAUGGAAUUUCACUGGAAGCAACUAGUUUUCGCCAGCUUCAACAAGUAAUGGAGCAGCUGGAUAUUAGGACGAAGCUGUGCAUAAGAGACAGUCUCUAUCGCCUGGCAAGAAGUGCAGAGCAGAGACAUAACUGUGCGAAUCUCAAUGAGAAUAUUGGAGAAGAUAAACUCGCGAGAGAUCCAUCGUCAAUUGAUCAAGAUGCCAACAGGAGUGGAGAUUUCUUGGAUUUGGAAACUGAUACCAAUCCUAUAGAUCGGUCAGUUGCCCACUUGCUAUUUCACCGGCCCUCUGAUCCAUCGUUAAUGCCUGCUGGUGGUAACACCUUGCCUCUCAAGUCAAACAAACUGCAGACUUAUUUCCAACCAAGAGAUUCACUGGCCUGUCACCAAUUUGCAGGUUGCCACCAAUAACCAAAAUUUCCAGGACGAAACCGGUGGAGCUGCUGCUGCUUGUGCAGAUCAAAAGCCGCUGUCAAAUAGGAAAAAACCAUGAGCAGUGAGCUCUGUAAAAUAUUGUGAAAUAGCACGCACGUGUGAGUCCCGCCAUCGAUGCAUGGAGUGAUUCGUACUCCUUUAUAACCUUGCUCUGUGAUAUAUCCCCAGUUCCUCCAUGCAUCCAUGUUGGUCCAGGUCCUUCAAAUGCUUACCUUGAAUGGCCAAGUAGGCUAUAAUUAUAAUAGUCUUUGGCUAAUGUAUUAAGAGCCUGUUUUAAUAUGCUGAUUACGAAAGUGUUAAUGUGCAUUAGUUCUUGAUUUGAUAGGCUAAUCACAAUUCACAAUCUUGCAACUUCUCCCCCCUGUGGCACUGUUAGGAAAUGGGCUAGCCAUGAUUUAUGGAAAUUCAAAUUAUUUCUGGUUGUAUGUUUUAGUGAUCUAAUUGAGUUUAAGGCUUAGAUUAUGU
Molecule: messenger RNA, 2435 nt
Organism: Cucurbita pepo subsp. pepo (vegetable marrow)
Lineage: Eukaryota; Viridiplantae; Streptophyta; Magnoliopsida; Cucurbitales; Cucurbitaceae
Source: RefSeq, a predicted model, not a curated record